Messenger RNA from Chanos chanos (milkfish), 1707 nucleotides. It is a transcript of the gene rai2, whose product is annotated as retinoic acid induced 2. Gene Ontology annotation, cellular component: nucleus. The record is from RefSeq and is a predicted model, not a curated record. The transcript has a single exon. NCBI's taxonomy places the organism in Eukaryota, Metazoa, Chordata, Actinopteri, Gonorynchiformes, Chanidae. Gene Ontology annotation, biological process: animal organ development. Bases 1 to 1707 code for a protein of 568 amino acids.
AUGGAGGACCUGUACAAGGACAGCAUUCCUGUGGAGAUGGAUCAUACCCAGAGUGAAAUUUGUAGUGCUGUAGGAGCAGGGGGUGAUGGGAUAGGGAAGCUCAAUACUGAGGGCAAUCCUGUUAUCUCUGCUGAGGCCUGGAACCCUAGCUCACCCACCCUCACAAAAAGGGCUCUUUCCCCUCUGGUAGGUGUCCAGGCUAGCCCUGUUGUGGCCCCAGCUGCUGACUCACCAGGAGGAGUGGCUCUCAAAGUGGCCACCACUGUCCUUCAACCCAUUUGCCUAGGGGAGAGUCCAGUUGUGUUGCCCAUCUUGGCUGGAACAGCUACGCCUCAUGUUGGGCAAGUAGGGGCAGCCCCUUACCUGGUGACCAGCCAAGGCUCUAUGUCUUUGCCUUUGGUCCUGGAGCAGCAGGUCUUUCAGCACGUAAGCCCCCAGCUUCUCCAGCAGACUGCCCCCUGCCCUGCUCUCUCCCUUCAGAACAAUGCACUUUGCCAGAAUGCCUCACUGUCCCUCACUGCACCUCCAUCCUUGGACCAGAAAGGCACUAGUCCUGUGCUGGAUGCUAGCCUCUUGACCCUCCUUCAGAAUCCCAACUUUGCUGCCAUUCUGCAGGACCUCUUUCCCACCCAGGGUAAUAGCUCUGCCAACUGUAAUGUGGCUCCUUCUCCCCAGACUGAUCCCUUCCCAACUACCUUCCUUCCUCCACCCCCUUUCACACAUCCCUGCAGUUCCCCUCUUGCUCCUCUAGUACCUCCUGCCACCCUGCUCAUUCCCUACCCAGUAGUUGUGCCACUUCCAGUACCCCUACCCAUACCUAUCCCAAUCCCCAUCCCAGUCUCCCUGGGUGAAGACUCCAAGGUGGGUACCGAUCCUUCAAAACCUGCUUGCACUUUCAGCAGAAGCACUCAGACCAAGACUGGUGACAUUUCCCUUCAUGUGACAUCACCCAGCAUGGAACUCUCUCAACAGCCCCCACUCCCUCCAGCAUCUCUCUCAGUUACAGAGGGAGAGAUUCUAGAUCUGUCCGUCAAAGCCCGUCCACAUCAAACCAAACAAGAGGUCCAACAGGUUCAGCAAGAUACUGUCCUUGACCUGUCUGUGCCCAGUGUUAGGAAAAUCCAAUCAUGUAUUCAAUCAUGCAACACUCAAGGGGCAGUUGUGUCAGAGCGAGAGCAAGUCUGUCUCUCCAGUGAUGAGAUUGGUGGUGGCAAUGCCUUGGCUUUGGGAGUUCUGCGGCCAGUGGACUGCACGCCUAAACUGGACUCAAACCUCUUGAGUGGUCUGGCGUCUUUAGAGUUCAGCCGACAGCAUAAAUGGGUGGUGGACAGCGGAAGCAGUAAUACCAUCACUGGGUCCGUCCAUGAAGCAACGCUCGGAAGGAGUGGCAAUAUUGAGAUAGUUAGCACUUCACAGACUGCAAAGGUCAUAGUGUCUGUGAAGGAUGCUAUGCCUGCAAUCUUUUGUGGCAAACUCAAAGGAUUGUCAGGAGUCUCAACCAAAAACUUCUCCAUCAAGCGGGAUGCUAGCCAGGGAGGGUAUGCGGCUUUACCAAGGGCACAGAGUGACCAGCGGAGUGAAUCCAAUGACUCACUAAAAAAGAUCCCGAAAAACCGCGCCAUCAAACUAAAGAAAGUCAGCUCUCAGGAGUUCCAUAUCCUGCCCAUAAAAAAACAGCGACUGGCUGCAUUCCGACCCAGGAAGUGA